Molecule: messenger RNA, 1048 nt
Organism: Neurospora hispaniola
Lineage: Eukaryota; Fungi; Ascomycota; Sordariomycetes; Sordariales; Sordariaceae
Exons: 2
Coding region: 183-608 (141 amino acids)
Cellular component (GO): membrane
Source: RefSeq, a predicted model, not a curated record
CCGUCGCGCACUCGGAAGUGAUGGGAAGUUUUCGGUCUGGUGACUGGUGAUCUCACGGUUCUUUCCAUUAUGACGGAAAAUGAAGUGGUUCCAUUGAAUGACAACGAAUCCAAGUCUUGCUGGGGAGGUAGAAAUAGAACUGAACCGAGCACCCUACGAAACCCCACAUCCAAGCCUUCACGAUGCAAAACUCAAUGUCACAAGCAUACGCGGCACCUCCCUCGAUCCCCAACACAUCGACAGAAAAGCCCCAUUAUGAUGCCCCUACUGCUGCUACUGCGGGCACAACAUACCCUCAAGCCGAUCCCACAACUGUUACUACCGCCGCCGCCGGCACAACACCAGCUACCAACCGCCCGACUACAGCAAGCACCUAUGGCAACGAAAAGUCGGUAGCCAACACCCCCGCCGUCACUAAGACACGCUUCGGCGCUUCCGACAUCAUCCUCUUCAUUCUUGCCAUCUUCAUCCCGCCCCUGGCUGUCUUCUUGGACCGCGGCUUCAAGGUUGACUUUUGGAUCAACAUCCUCCUAACCAUCCUGGCCUGGUUCCCUGGCGUCAUCCACGCCUGGUAUGUGCUCUUCAGGCAUCCCACCGGCAGGGACUAGAGGUCCAAUCCGGAGAAAAAGUCAGUAAAGCACUCGCAGACACGCUUGGCUGCCCGGCAUCCAGUUGAGCCUUGGAGAGUCGGGCGUCUACGUCCUUGAGUUAAUUGAGCAUCACAAAAUCGGGGGAGAUGGAGGAAUAUGGUGCAUAAUUGGAUAUUGCAAGAGCAUGGCAGAGUUACACGAUACCCCUACGUUGUAUUUUUCAUCAUUGCCGGUUUGGUAUUUGAACAAGAAUACAGCCUUAUCCUACGCAAACAAACUCGCCAAACCUGAUUGUCUGUCCGCGUUGCCGUUUCCCACUUUCAUUGCAGUUCCCUCGUCGCCGCCAACUCCCUUCUAGUGCCUUUAUGGUCCGACAUGAGAAAUGCCCAGGUAUCUUGUCCUUGUGGUACCAUCCUGGGGAUUAUCUUCUAUGAGAAUCAACCGUCUCAUAUAUACCC